Fulvia fulva is the source of this 444-nucleotide messenger RNA. RefSeq lists its product as uncharacterized. Bases 1 to 444 code for a protein of 147 amino acids. NCBI's taxonomy places the organism in Eukaryota, Fungi, Ascomycota, Dothideomycetes, Mycosphaerellales, Mycosphaerellaceae. The transcript has 3 exons. The record is from RefSeq and is a predicted model, not a curated record.
AUGGCACCAGCCAAGUCGAGCAUGGCCAUCAAGGCUGAACCUGCGAGACCUGCGAGCACGAGCGACGACAAUGUUCAGGGCUCAUCGCAACCACAGGAUGUUAAUGCGACUCUCCAGAAGUUCGCUGAAGGCAUGCAGAAGCAGAAGGAAGAGUCCAGAGCUCGCAGACAGCAGCGCGAGCGAGAGAUUGACCAGUUCCGGAAACAACGAAUCGACAAGGUACAGAAGAAGAUGAAGGAGUGUCGUCAACAGCAUCAAGAAGCUCUGCGAGAGUCACGUCGCCCGCAGGUGGACCGCCUCGGUGAGCUGCUGGCAGAGAAACGCGACAUUGAGAGCAAACUGCAACAGUGCCACGCCCGCAAGUACCAGGCCUUCGAAUCCAUGGUCGAGCAGUACCAGUACGCCAUCACUGGUCGUCUCGAAAACGAGCUUAAGUCCGAGUGA